This is a messenger RNA of Eriocheir sinensis (Chinese mitten crab), 4705 nucleotides long. RefSeq names its product adhesive plaque matrix protein-like. NCBI's taxonomy places the organism in Eukaryota, Metazoa, Arthropoda, Malacostraca, Decapoda, Varunidae. The record is from RefSeq and is a predicted model, not a curated record.
GCCAGGCUAAACUUGUCAACCAAUCGAGCAGCCUCCUCGAGAAUGUCCACAUCUCGUUCAACCACAAAGCUGCUCACCCCUUUAUCCAUGGUCUGAAAAAAAUCCUCCAUUGAAACUAGUUCCAUUAGUUCUGAAAAUGAUUCGAUAUUCCUGGCUCGCAACCAGCGCGUAAAAGACUCGCGCUUCUGCCGAGCAUACUCACGAUAUGACUCACUUUCCUUUUUCCUCUACUGUUUGAACUUACGUAGGUAAGCAUCAGGCACUAAGGCGUCAGCCGUUAGGAUUGAAGACUUUACCAGCUCAUAUUCACUCGCUUCCGCGUCAAUGAGUGCCAGGUAGGCGCGCCUGGCCAAUAAAGUGAGAUUGGACAAGUACUGUCCACCAUUAAUAUGGCCAAGAGAGCUGACGUGCAAUCCUCUCAAACGAGGAAAAGAACAAAUCUGGGUCAAGCUCAUCAAACUUAAAAACGAGCUUGCCUGCUUUAGCCAGGUCAAAACGAUUCGAGGAAUUAAACGAAGCAGUGGUUAGUGAAGAGGUGUUAGCAUUACAGUAUGUUAGGCUAGCAUCCGCUUGAGCCUUGAAGGCUAUAGUCUUAGCUUCCUUCAGCUUUACUUGAGUUUCCAGCAGCUGUUUCUGUUCUGCGAAAGACAAGAUUAGAGUACUUACAUCAGUGUCGCUUGUCUUCUCCUGACCAGCACGGAGCGGAGUCUCAAGCUGGAAAGAAACCCGCGGGGAAGUCGAUGGAGGUUCACCACUGUGUUUCUGCCCAGUAGCUUCUGCAUUCUUUUCGUCACAGUCCUCUGCGUCACUUUCUUCCUCAAACACAUCCGCGAUUUCGCUCUGCGACGGUUGGCGAUUUUGAAAAUAUCCGAAAUCAGAAUAAACGCUCGACAUCGUAGCGACGUCAUUGCGAUUAGUCGCAAUAGUCGCCCGAUAAAGUUCGCGCGACUUACGGGUGCCGGCCCGUCGCGCGCGAUUAAGCGAGAGGCCAUCGCAGUAUGCGCUCGCAUACCCUUGUCAAACGCAAGGGGUCGCGGUGUAUGCGCGCAUAUAUGCAAGCUACUUUGUACGUAGUGCGUAUGGCAGUGACGCUGCAUCGGAAAGCGAGAUGGCAGCGAGCGAGCGGGAGGGUGUGAAAAACCGUUGGCGACAAUGGCGAGCGAUCCACCAGUCACUGUAGUCAGUACGCUCACACUCACACCGUCCUGCCACAUGCCGCUACACUGCCCGCCUGCUGCUGCCCGCUGCCUGCCUGCCUGCCUGCCUGCCUUCCUGCCUGCCCUUCACCCGCCAUUACACCAUGCCGAAUGACACUAACAAGGCGGCGAAGAAGUCAAGGCACACCCCUCCGCCCAAAGACACAAAGCCCCAAGACACUCUGCCCCCAGCCACUCAUCCUCCAGCCACUCAGCCCCCAGCCACUCAGCCCCCAGCCACUCAGCCCCAAGCCACUCAACCCCAAGACACUCAGCCCUCAGACACUCGGCCCCAGACACUCAGCCCGCAGACAAUCAGCCCCCAGACACUCAGCCCCAAGACACUCAGCCCCAAGACACUCAGCCCCAAGACACUCAGCACCAAAACACUCAGCCCCAAGCCACUCAGCCCCAAGACACUCAGCCUCCAGACACUCAGCACCCAGACACUCAGCACCCAGACACUCAGCCCCAAGACACUCAGCCGCAAGACACUCAACCCCCAGCCACUCAGCCAAAAGACACUCAGCCCCCAGACACUCAGCCCCAAGACACUCAGCCGCAAGACACUCAACCCCCAGCCACUCAGCCAAAAGACACUCAGCCCCCAGACACUCAGCCCCAAGACACUCAGCGCUCAAACACUCAGCCCCAAGACACUCAGCCCCAAGCCACUCAGCCCCAAGCCACUCAGCCCCAAGACACUCAGCACCCAGACACUCAGCCCCAAGACAAUCAGCCCCAAGACAAUCAGCCCCCACACACUCAGCCCAAAGACACUCAGCCCCAAGACACUCAGCCCCAAGACAUUCAGCCCCCAAGACACUCAGCCACCAGACACUCAGCCCCAAGCAUCUCAGCCACCAGACACUCAGCCCCCAGACACUCAGCACCCAGACAAUCAGCCCCAAGACACUCAGCCCCAAGACACUCAGCCCCAAGACACUCAGCCCCAAGACACUCAGCCCCAAGACACUCAGCCCCAAGACACUCAGCCCCAAGACACUCAGCCCCCAGACACUCAGCCCCAAGACACUCAGCCCAAGACACUCAGCCCCAAGACACUCAGCCCCAAGACACUCAGCCCCAAGACACUCAGCCCCAAGACACUCUCAACCCCAAGCCACUCAGCCCCCAGACACUCAGCCCGCAGACACUCAGCCCCCAGACACUCAGCCCCAAGACACUCAGCCCCAAGACACUCAGCCCCAAGACACUCAGCACCAAAACACUCAGCCCCAAGCCACUCAGCCCCAAGCCACUCAGCCUCCAGACACUCAGCACCCAGACACUCAGCCCCAAGACACUCACCACUCAGCCCCCAGACACUCAGCCCCCAGACACUCAGCCCCCAGGCACUGAGCAUCAAGACACUCAGCCCCCUGACACUCAACCCCAAGCCACUCAGCCCCAAGACACUCAGCCUCCAGAGACUCAGCACCCAGACACUCAGCACCCAGACACUCAGCCGCAAGACACUCAACCCCCACCCCCAGACACUCAGCCCUCAGACACUCAGCCCUCAUAUAAUCAGCCCCCAGAUACUCAGCCCCCAAACACUCAGCCCCAAGACACGCAGCCUCAAGACACUCAGCCCCCAGACACUCAUCCUCCAAACACUCAGCCCCCAGAGACUCAGCCCUCAGCCACACAGCCCCCAGAAACUCAGUCCCAAGACACUCAGCCUCCAAACACUCAGCCCCACGACACUCAGCCCCAAGACACUCAGCUCCCAGACACUCAGCCCUCAGACACUCAGCCCUCAGACAAUCAGCCCCCAGACACUCAGCCCCCAAACACUCAGCGACAAGACACGCAGCCUCAAGACAUACAGCCCCCAGACACUCAGCCCUCAAACACUCAGCCCACAGAGACUCAUCCCUCAGCCACUCAGCCCCCAGACACUCAGUCCCCAGACACUCAGCCUCCAAACACUCAGACCCACGACACUCAGCCCAAAGACACUCAGCCUAAAACCACUCAACACUCAGCCCCCAAACACUCAGCCCCAAGACGUGCAGCCUCAGGACAUUCAGCCCUCAGCCACUCAGCCCCCAGACACUCAGUCUCCAGACACUCAGCCUCCAAACAUUCAGCCCCCAGAGACUCAGCCCUCAGCCACUCAGCCCUCAGACACUCAGUCUCAAGACACUCAGCCUCCAAACACUCAGCCCCACGACACUCAGCCCCAAGAUACUCAGCUCCCAGACACUCAGCCCUCAGACACUCAGCCCUCAGUCAAUCAGCCCCCAUACACUCAGCCCCCAAACACUCAGCGACAAGACACGCAGCCUCAAGACAUACAGCCCCCAGACACUCAGACCCCAAACACUCGGCCCACAGAGACUCAUCCCUCAGCCACUCAGCCCCCAGACACUCAGUCCCCAGACACUCAGCCUCCAAACACUCAGACCCACGACACUCAGUCCAAAGACACUCAGCUCCCAGUCACUCAGCCCCCAGACACUCAGCCCAUAGACACUCAACCCCCAGACAACACUCAGCCCCCAGCAACUCAGCCCCCAGCCACUCAGCUCCCAAACACUCAACCGCAGUACAAUCAGCCGCAAGACAAUCAGCCCCAAGACACUCAGCCCCCAGACACUCAGCCCCCAGCCACUGACCACUCAGCUCCCAGACACUCAGCCCGCAGACACUCAGGCCCCAGACACUCAGCCCCAAGACACUCAGCCCCAAGACACUCAGCCCCAAGACACUCAGCACCAAAACACUCAGCCCCAAGCCACUCAGCCCCAAGCCACUCAGCCUCCAGACACUCAGCACCCAGACACUCAGCCCCAAGACACUCAGCCGCAAGACACUCAACCCCCAGCCACUCAGCCAAAAGACACUCAGCCCCCAGACACUCAGCCCCAAGACACUCAUCGCUCAAACACUCAGCCCCAAGACACUCAGCCCCAAGCCACUCAGCCCCAAGCCACUCAGCCCCCAGACACUCAGCACCCAGACACUCAGCCCCAAGACACUCAGCCCCAAGACAAUCAGCCCCCACACACUCAGCCCAAAGACACUCAGCCCAAAGACACUCAGCCCCAAGACAUUCAGCCCCCAAGACACUCAGCCUCCAGACACUCAGCCCCAAGCAUCUCAGCCACCAGACCCCAAGACAUUCAGCCCCAAGACACUCAGCCCCAAGACACUUAGGCCCCAGACACUCAGCCCCAAGACACUCAGCCCCAAGACACUCAGCCCCCAGACACUCAGCCCCCAGACACUCAGCCCCCAAGACACUCAGCCCCCAGACACUAAGCCCCAAGAAACUCAGCCCCCAGACACUCAGCCCCCAGACACUCAGCACCCAGACACUCAGCCCCAAGACACUUAGCCCUAAGACACUCAGCCCCCGGACACCCAGAACCAAGACACUCACCCCUCAGACACUCACCCCCAGACACUCAGCCCCCAAACACUCAACCCUAGUACAAUCAGCCGCAAGACAAUCAGCCCCAAGAAACUCAGCCCGCAGACACUCAGCCCCCAGCCACUGA